AUGGCAAAUUUUAUUGUUCCGUCUACGAACCGGCCUGAGACAGAUACUCAGCAUCGGUUACAAGGACCAAUUCACGCCCAGCGACAUGUCCGCGUCAUUUGCAUUGGAGCCGGAGCAUCUGGCCUCUUGAUGGCAUACAAACUGCAGCGCCACUUCACAAACUUCUCUCUCACCGUCUAUGAGAAGAACCCAGAGGUGUCCGGAACGUGGUGGGAAAAUCGAUAUCCAGGGUGCGCAUGCGACGUCCCCUCGCACAACUACACAUGGUCAUUUGAGCCCAAGCUCGAUUGGUCUGCUGUCUAUGCCAGUUCCAAAGAAAUCUUCCAGUACUUCAACGACUUUGCGCAGAAAUAUGGUCUACACAAGUUUUGCAAGAUCGAACAUCAAGUCAUUAGCGCAUACUGGAAUAAUGAGAAUGGCGGUUACGACGUGCAUAUCAAGGACUUGAAGAGGAACGAAACCAUCCUCGACCAUUGCGACAUUCUCGUCAACGCCGGAGGAAUUUUGAACAAUUGGCAAUGGCCUGCUAUCCCAGGACUCAGCAAGUACAAGGGCGUGCUUUUGCACACGGCUAAUUGGGAUGAAAAAAUUGAUCUUCACGGGCGCCACGUUGGAUUGAUUGGCAAUGGCUCUUCCGGUAUCCAAGUCCUUCCCACGAUCCAGCCCCACGUUAGAAAAGUCACCACCUUCAUUCGCGAGCCAACCUGGGUGUCGCCUGUCCAGGGCCUUGAACAGCACGUCUUCUCCGAUAAGGAGCGCCUCGACUUCGCGACGAAACCCAAUGUCUUGACUGAGUACAGGCAGAAUGUUGAAAGGGGUUUGAACGGCCAGUUUGGGAUAUUUUUAAAGGGAACAAACACAAACAACGACACUGAAGUGUACUUUAGGCAGCAGAUGACAGAGAAGUUGAAGAACCCAUAUCUGGAAGAGCGGCUGAUUCCCAAUUGGCACGUCGGCUGCCGUCGCUUGACGCCUGGCGUUGGCUACUUGGAGUCUCUCGGGAAGGAGAACGUUGAGGUCGUCUACGGCGAGAUAAAUCAAAUUACCGAGAAGGGAUGCCUUUGCGACAAUGGCAAUGAAUACCCAGUCGACGUGCUCAUCUGCGCAACCGGCUUCAACACCUCCUUCAAGCCCCGAUUCCCUAUCGUUGGUCCCAGUGGUAAAAACCUGCAAGACAUCUGGAAGGACGAAGCGCAAUCGUACUUCGGCAUCGCGGCCGCCGAAUUUCCUAACUACCUCAUCUUCCUCGGACCUAACUGCCCCAUUGGAAACGGCCCCGUACUCUCUGCCAUCGAAUGUCAAGCCGACUACAUGCUCAAGCUGAUCGAUCGAUUCCAGACAAACAACAUCUCGCAGUUCGCUCCAAAGGCCGAAGCGGUCGCAGACUUCAUCGCGCACAAAGACCGAUUCAUGCAAAAGACUGUCUGGCACGACCCCUGCCGAUCCUGGUACAAGGGUCGACCCGACGGCCCCGUCACGGCUCUCUGGCCUGGCAGCACCCUGCACUACAUCGAAGCGAUGAUGGAGUUGCGCCUCGACGACUGGGACAUCAAGUACAACGGUAAUCGAUUUGCCUGGCUCGGAAAUGGAUAUAGUCAGACUGAGCUUGACCCCACAGCCGACUGGGCAUACUAUAUUCGUGAAAAGGAUGACGACGAGCCCAUUUCAAGGGGACGCAAGUUGCGGCUUAUCAAUCGUAGUGGGACUGUGCAGGCGAAUGUUGGAGUCAGCUUUACCGGGAAGAAGGUAGAGGAGGCUGCCGCUGCUGAGUCGAAGCUUUAG
Molecule: messenger RNA, 1782 nt
Organism: Lindgomyces ingoldianus
Lineage: Eukaryota; Fungi; Ascomycota; Dothideomycetes; Pleosporales; Lindgomycetaceae
Product: FAD/NAD(P)-binding domain-containing protein
Exons: 3
Coding region: 1-1782 (593 amino acids)
Source: RefSeq, a predicted model, not a curated record